UAAAAAUAUACACAAGAAAACAUACACCCAUUCAACAGUUUUUUACAUGUACUGUUCACUGAUAAUAUUUACAUUUGUCACAUUGUGUCACCAUUCUCACUACCUGUCCAUUUUGUUUCACCACCAUUAAUUUACUCUCUGCCCCUUAAAGUUCUUGUGUGGUUUAGAGUUACUGUUGUCAUUUCAAUCUCAUAUAGAUAAUUCUUCGAUAGGGCACAAAGCUCAAGACAGACAUUAUUUAUUGAGGUAGAUUGUUCAGUUUAAAGAUGAUUCCAUGGGUAGUUUUGGCUCCAGGUUCAAAACUGUUUCCAGGCAAUAUAUUUGGGGGUCCCUCCAGUCUCAAUGUGUUCAGUAAGUCUGGUUUCCAGUUAGAAUUUGAAGUUCUAUUACAGGAACAAGGAAUAUCUUUUUAUCUGUUCAAGUCUACUUUUGAGUCAUUCAGGAAUGUUUUAAAGUUUUCUUUAUAUUGGUUUCGGACUCUUUUUUGUUAAACUCUCCAUUUUUAAAAACUCAGUAAUAUGUCUUGUGGAUCUUUAUAUCAAUACAUGUAGAGGUACAUCAUUCUUUUUAAUGGCUGCAUAGUUUUUCAUAGUAUGGAUGAUGUACGUCAUUUAUUUAACCUGGUUGAUGUAGGAAGCCCUGGUGGCACAUUGGUUAAGAGAUUGGCUGCUAACCAAACGGUUGGCAGUUCACAUCCACCAGCUGCUCAUUGGAAACCCUGUGGGGACAGUUCUACUCUAUCCUGUAGGUUUGCUAUGAGUCAGAAUUGACUCAAAGGCAACAAGUUUGGUUUUUGGUUUUGGUUUGUAUAGAUGGAUGUUAAGGUUGUUUAUAAUUUUUCACUGUUAAAAGGAGUUCUAGAAUAAGUAUCCUUAUAGAAGUCCAGUUAUUUCCUUAUGACAAAUUCUUAGAAGGCUUGGUCAAAGACCUGUUAAUUUAUAAAAGUUUUUGAAAUAUAAUGUAAAAAUGUUUUCUACAUUAAUAAAAUUUAUACUUCCAUCAACAUGUUUAAGAGCGCUAUUCCAUCUACUUUCACCAAAACAGUAUCUUAUUGCUCUUUUUCAAUCUUUGCCAGUUUGAUAGGCAAAAUAGGGUAUCUUAAUUUUGUGUUUCUUUGCUAACUGACGGAGUUUAUUUUUCCAGCCAGAUAGCCAGUCAGCCAGCCAAAAUAUAUGUAUUUAUUGAGCUUUCACUAUGUGCCAUACACUGUCCUGUGUGUUAGAACUAUGGUAAUGAGUAGAAGUUGACUAUCUUUUUUGUGUUUUUGAUCAUUUGUAUUAUUUUGUUUCUUACCUCUUUUUGUGAUCUGAUGGUUAGUAGGUGUUUCUGUCCCCCCAGAGUAGUCCUCAAAGAACUGAGAAUGAGGGAACAUGGCAUUUUCUUAUUCUGUUUUGUCAGUGAGCUUCUAAAAAAUAUUUUUUGUGUGUAUUUAUUUUCAUUGCAUAUUUUAUGAUAAAUCACCAUGUUAAAAUCUUAGUACUUAGGAAAUGAGAUCAUGAAAGUUAAGUGCCUAGAAUCUGUAGGUGUCGAAAACUGAUUACUAUAUGUUUUCAUAAAAAUAACUUCUAUUAUUAUUUUCUAGGUGAGGCUGGUGUCCAUCAGAAAGGACUUUGUACAGUUUACCUUCGGACACAGUGUAGCUGCAUGCUGUAGAGUUUUUUUUAUCGUUAAAAAAAUAAAUGUCAGUGAUUUGAUACUUUGACACUGGGAGUGCAGUACCUUGAAAGUGUAGAAGGAUUGAAUAUAUUCCUAAUUUUGUUACUCUGCUGAGGACUCCUGAUCAGGUAACAACAACAAGAAAAUGCUGAUCACCUUUGGAAGAUGCCAAAGAACUGGUUAAUUUGGAAAACUGUAAAUAAAGAAUGAAGCAUUUAUUCUGCCUUGCCUAUAUGGAAUACACCUCAGAGUCCCAAAACAGUUGAUGAGGGAGAGUUCAUUAUAGAAGAAUUCCAGAUUGAGGAGGUGCCAUGCAGCAAGAAACAGAGAGAUCCAGAGUUCGAGCCAGAAGGCCUGACAUGGCGCUUUAUAUACCCAAAGCUCGAAGGAGCGCGGCGCACUCCAAAGCAAGUGGUGAGGAAAAAAGCUGCGGCCCACCUAACUCUGUGGUCAAAGGAGAACAAAAAGGACAUUUUUUCUCCCAAAAGGAGGUCUUUAGAGACAAACCUGAGGCUCAGAGACUAGAUAUUAAUCCUGAUAGAAAGGAACACAAUCAUAAGGAAAGAAAGAAGCCCUUGAUAAAAUUAAAAAAAGAUACAUGCCUUCAAGAAAGAAAUAAAAAGGCUUAUAUUAAGAGGGGAACCACAGAGUCCAAAGAAAUAUUAUCCCAAAGACCUCAACAAAGAGUCCCAAAUCCUGAGAUUAUAUCUAGUCUACCUUUACAAAGACAUUUUAAACCAAAGAAGGUAGAGUGUUUGGAGGUUGAAACUACAGAUGUGACAGGAUAUGAGAAUUUGCCUCUAUCACAGCCUUGUUCAGAAAUCAGUGAGGCUCAAGUUCUUACCAAACCAUUCCAAAAUGUGGAACCCUGUGAUUUUAGUAGGCAUGGACUAAAUGGGGAAGCGUUUGAAGACAGAGAUUUAGAAAGCAGAAUUGAAACUGAUUCUAGGGUUGUGGAGAUAGUAUCCCAAUUUUCUGGAAGUUUCAGCUGUGCAUUGAAACCUGAAGACAUGAUUGUAUCACCACAACUAAACCCUGAUUCUGAAAUUGUACAAGAAGAUGUGCGAACAUCAGGUGAGAUGUUAAAGCCCAGCAAUGGAGGUAUCAGUGCUAUUUCUGUUCUUGCAAGUCCAGAUGGUAUCAUUGAUCAAACUUGUGUAGACUUUGAAGUUCAGACUGUGGGUGAUACAGACAACAGUACAGGUUUUAUCUUGAGUCAGAAAAGUAUAGAUUCCGCUCCUGAGGCUCUGGGUCACAUCACUCAUAAAAUGCCUAUUGUCAGCAAACUAGAGAGCACAAAUGGCGUUUUUGAUUCCACGAUGAUUAGAGAGUAUGAGAAGAAUGACUGCACUGCUGAUGAAUUAUGUAUAAAGUAUGAACCUUCUGAUACAGCCACGCUUACUCAUGAAACAUACACAGAUAAUGGAUCUAAUAGUGUAGGUGACAUUACCAAUAGGGUACGUGUGAUGGACAUUACAGAUGUCAUAUCUGAGCAUGUAACUGUGGGCCGUCCUUGUGUAGUUGCAGUUAGAAUAGUUGAUGAGGCCUGUAGCAACACAAGUGGUUUCUCAGAAUAUAUAGGGAUGAGUGCAGAUACAGCCCCUCUUCAUGUAGCUCACAGUGGAAAUAACACUGAAAACUUCAGCGACCUGACUGCUUGCUCAGAUGUUUAUGCUGGGAGUAUUUCCUCUAGUUUCACAGAGUCAACGGGAAAGUUGAUAGAGAACUUGUCAGAUUGUAUGUCCUCCUUACCUAUAAAGAAGAUUGCUGGUAGUAAUUAUAACGCUUGUUUAGACUCCGAACUCAGUAUCUUAAAUGGGACAAGAGUAGUUUCAGACAGUGCCUUGGGCAAUGAUCUGGACUGUGCUGGUAAUAUCACAGAAACAUUGCAUGAACUAAGAACUGCUGAAAAGGUUAAAGCAAAAGAGGAAGAUGACUCAGAGAAUAUAAAACUUGGUAUAUCCUUUCCUGAUACGGAAUUAGUAUCUAUGGAAACAGCCAUGGAACCAAAAGCAACUGAAACUUCUCACAUGGAAGGAAGUACUGAUACUGAAGAGAGCUGGGAGUCCAUGUUUAAUGAUGAUGGUGACUGCUUGGAUCCACGUCUUCUACAAGAGUUAUCAGGGAAUAUGAAGAGCAGAGAAAGCAUCCAGGAACCUAGAUUUGAUUAUUACAACCAUGAAGUUCCUGACAUUGACCUCAGUGAUUGUGAAUUCCCGCAUGUCAUUGAAAUUUAUGACUUCCCCCAAGAAUUUCGUACUGAAGACCUUCUACGGGUUUUCUGCAGUUAUCAAAAGAAAGGAUUUGAUAUUAAAUGGGUGGAUGAUACACAUGCCCUAGGAGUAUUCUCCAGUCCAAUUACAGCUCGUGAUGCUCUGGGUAGUAAACAUACCAUGGUCAAGAUUCGGCCUUUGUCACAGGCCACAAGAGCAGCCAAGGCCAAAGCCAGAGCUUAUGCCGAAUUCCUCCAGCCAGCAAAGCAGCGUCCUGAGACUUCAGCAGCCUUAGCUAGAAGGUUAGUCGUCAGUGCCCUUGGGGUUCGAAGUAAGCAGAGUAAAACAGAACGAGAAGCAGAACUCAAGAAACUACAAGAAGCCCGAGAGAGAAAACGGUUGGAAGCCAAGCAACGGGAAGACAUCUGGGAAGGCAGAGACCUGUCUGCUGUUUGAACAUCACUCAACGAAAGGGAUAAUUCUGUGAAUUGAGAAAAUGUUUGCAUAGUCUUCAGAUAAGAGGACCCUUCCAGAGUUCUGUGUACACGCAGAUGUGCAUGUUAAUGAAGCAAAGAGUUAAAGCCAUCAAGACAAGGACAAACUGGGUUUAGAAAGAAGAUAGACUUCUGUCUGUCUUCACUCCUAAAUGCAGUGCUUUGGAAUUGCGCUACUGUGGUGGCACAGAAGAGAGCCAUCAACUGGGAAGAAACUUGGAAGAUGUGACUUCCAAGAGUCCCAUAGGCAGGGGUAGUCAUGUUAGCUGGUUCACACUUCAGUAUGUUUUAAGGAAAUACCAAACAGAACAGAGGAUUCAAGCCUGCAGUGUUGGGAGCCUGAGGCCCUGCAAAGGCAGGGCAUUCCUUGGUACCUCACAAAGCUGAGAACAGCAAUGUUGGGGGGAGGGGAGUAGUCAGCACCUAGAGACAGAACAGUGUCUGGUGUACUUGGCAUAAACAGAAUCUAAACUGCCAGCUCCAGAACUCCAAAAUUGGUGAAGUACAGCAGAUGUGGGUAUUUGGACUCCAGAGUUUGUACUGAGCUGAGUGCCUGGGGCUGCUCCAGCUACACAGCAGCAAGGGGACAUGCCAGCCUCAGUCCUGGAAGCUGUGUGCCAGUUCCAGUUUAGGCAAUAAUACCAUGUUGUAAGAGGGAGACAUUAAAGCCUGUUUUAUGACAUCUGUCACUCUGGUGCUUGUCAGUUUUUUCAUUCCCACAAAGAAAUAGGAGAGAAGCUCUCCUCUUUAAUGUUACAGUGCUAUGCGUGGGUUACUUGGAUCUGUUGCUUUAUUGAACCCCACUGAGUAGAGAGCUGAUCAUCUCUCUGUCGUGAAAUACACUACAAAAUUGACUAUCCUGGCUUUGUUGGGCAUUGAUAUGCAGUAGCUUCUCUCCCCCCGCCCCGCCUUCCCGUCCCUCCCACCCAACCUCUUGACUUCUCCCAUUUCUGUCAAAUCUGACAUCCUGCUGAAAGCAUCUGGCACACUGCAUGUUCUUGGGAUGAUCUUCUCAGCCUGUGCCAGAGGCACUUGGCAGGGAGCACCAAACCAUCCGUUCCAAUGAGGAACAGCCGGGAUAAAAUAAACACCUCUGGGCUGGGGGAGAUUUCCUAAAGAACGUGAACAAGUCAGAGCCAUUAACUUGGACUUUAUCCAUCUCAUAUCUGCAUUCUCAGUGUUUCCAGAAAGCACUUCUGUACUGAAGAAAUGGCAGCGCUAGACCCUAAGAUGCCGAGGUGACAAGAAACGGUGUCUCAUUGUGCUUUCAAUGAGGGCAACAGCCUCAUUUUUUUAUGAUUCAGCACCUAGGACAAUGAUGGGUUAUUAGCAUUGCCUAGAACAUGGCGGAGCGGGGCUCUGUUCAGAUAUUCCUCAAAUGCCACUGGCCUUGGGUCUUAGUCCUGACCCUACUAUCCCUGCUGCUGUUCUGGUCUUAGAGCCUUCUUGCAGCUCCUCAGCAUUGUUUUUCUCAUCCUUGGUCAGUUCUGCCAGUGUCCCUCAUUCAUGUUCGGUGCCUCUGUUCCAAGUUUGGGAGAUUAAAUGAGUCCUUCUCUUGACCCUUUUGUGUCACUAUUAUUUUUAGCCCAGUGCCCCUCUCUUUUGCAUGUAGCUUCAGAUAGGCAGGUCUCUUUGAACUGUAUGGCUGUGUUUGAAAGGAACUGCAGAGAAUUACAGCCAGGCUUCCUGUGGAUCAGUAUACCUCAGAGGUAUACCUUUGCUCUAUUUUGAUUCUUCAAGGCUAAGAGUGACCUUCAGCGAUAACAAAGAGGUGAUUGCUUUGAGGAUGCUUCCCCUUUCUGACAACAUUUUAGCUGCUAAGGACAUUGCUAAUGGUAAUACACAGCCCAGUGUUUAUUACCCAGUGUUGUUCUGAUAAUUUUAAGAAGUCAUUUUUGUUCUCAUGUUAAUGCUGUGUACCAAUGGCUAGUAGCCUGUGCUUUUUGUCAGCUUAACGAUGAGCCACCUCUUAAACUUUCAGAAUUAUCCUUAUAACCAGACCUUGAGAAGGAUUUUUUUUCAGGCAACACUAAAAUCUAUGGAAUGCAAUUUUUCUUGUAUCAUUAAUGGAGAAUGUCCUUUUUAGUUAUAGUUUUCCAGUGGUUGAUAUUGAUGUAUACUGGCCUUCCUCCAUUUCCCUCUGAUGCCUAUUUUUGAGAAGACUGGAGGGAAGAGGAACUGCUGUGGCCCAGCACAGACUACAUGAAGCUUGUCCAGAGAGGAAUCAAAUCCUUGGCUGUAUCAAAAGCAUGCCUUCACGAGCUAACUGGAGAGCACCCUGUACCUGCCACUGGCUCCUUGGUUAGAUGUUUGGGAAGACAGUUAAUGUGCUCUGCUGCCCAUAAUAUGUUGCUUCCUACAUCUUGAAUGUCUAAAUCUCAGGGUCACGUGGGAUUUAUAGUAGAAAGGUACAUUCCCCAUGAGUUCUAAUAUGCUCUUGUAGAGUGAAAGUCUAGUAGAGUACAGAUAAAUUAGGCUUCUGAAUAGUAAGCUGAGGUUACUAGGACUUUAGUUUCUCUAAGACUAAUGUGUGCUGAGGUCAAAGUCUUCUGACAGUUUUGGUUCUGUCUGGAAUUUGGUGGUUGGUAUUCUGUUAACAUUCUUCAUCUAGUUAUAAGUCGUGCCAGCCACUGAUCUUCCCACGUCCUUCCCUCUUCAGCUCAGAGGUAUAACAGCACAACCCUUGUACAGCUUUUUCCAAGAAUUAGAACUGGCCACAUCCAUCAAACGUGUGAUGUGGGCAGCAAAGCUGACAUCAGAGCCGGUGGCUGUCUGCCUGGUGUGCUUUUUCUGGCCCUCUUGGAAACUGGAUCUAGCAAGAAGCAGUGGGUAACCUUCUGCCUGAAUCUAGUCAUCAGUCACACUGGCUCCCCCCACUAGCUGCACGUUCUUUCACAGACCAUUAGCUGCAUGUGUGGGUAUAAUGAUGUUACUGUUUGGGAGAUA
This is a messenger RNA of Loxodonta africana (African savanna elephant), 7309 nucleotides long. It is a transcript of the gene R3HCC1L, whose product is annotated as R3H domain and coiled-coil containing 1 like. The coding region runs from base 1968 to 4325 and encodes 785 amino acids. Lineage: Eukaryota; Metazoa; Chordata; Mammalia; Proboscidea; Elephantidae. The transcript has 9 exons. The record is from RefSeq and is a predicted model, not a curated record.